This is a messenger RNA of Prosopis cineraria, 613 nucleotides long. RefSeq names its product umecyanin-like. The transcript is spliced from 2 exons. NCBI's taxonomy places the organism in Eukaryota, Viridiplantae, Streptophyta, Magnoliopsida, Fabales, Fabaceae. The coding region runs from base 112 to 531 and encodes 139 amino acids. Gene Ontology annotation, cellular component: plasma membrane. The record is from RefSeq and is a predicted model, not a curated record. Gene Ontology annotation, molecular function: electron transfer activity.
UCCAUUCCAUAACCAUGGCCAAUACUGCCUUUCCCUUGCCGCUUUAUUUCUUCCUUUUCUUCUUCUCCGUUGCGCCACAGCCGCCGUCCAUGUCGUCGGAGACUCCACCGGAUGGAGGAUCCCGAUAAUGCCCAAUUCUACACUACCUGGGUCUCCGAUAAAACCUUUCGACUCAACGAUACUCUCUCGUUCCAAUUCGCUACAGGUCAAACACGACGUCGUCAAAGUGCCGAAAGCAUUUACGAUUCUUGCAGUGAAAAAAGUAACACGCUGAAGGUCACCACCGGCCCGUAUAGCUACACCCUCAAUGAAACCGGAAGCCACUACUUCAUUUGCAGCUUUGGCCAGCACUGCCAGGCGGCCAGAAAAUUAGCCGUCGUCGUCUCCGAUGCUUCGUCUCCGACAUCGUCGCCUUCUCCGACGUCGUCCACCCCCCAACCUCCUCCUCCUCCUAGUUCUGCAGCUUCUCGUGCCUUUGCUGGAUUCAUCUUCAUCGUCGCUUCCGUUGCCUUAGGGAAUCUCAUCCUCUAGGUAGAAAACUAUUACGAUGGUACGUGAUUUGAGAAAGUGUGUGGAGAGCAUGAAGAGAAUUGACAGUUCAGUUCAUAAUCAG